GCAACUUCUUCCAGAGCAAGCUUUCAGGUUUGGGACUAGCUCAGUGGAAGCACCGCUGCUCCUCCACGAGCAUAGGAUAUGCUUCAGUGCCAGUGGUUUCAGAGAAACGGCAGACAGCACGAACGGUUACCUGGAGGAUGGUGUGUGCGUUAAGCACACGGCUUAAACGCCAUGUGAUUGUAAUGUAUGCAAACGAUGCCUCAAACGUGUCAGAGGCAGAGGAGAGGGAUUCAGAGCUGCACCACAAGUGGAGAGUAGGAGCAGCGAGCAGGCUGUAGGAGAGGGCAGCAGCUCAGCCGGGACUGCAGACAGAGAGAAUCCCGUGAAAAGACGGCACGAAGGUGGGUGGCAAACGGAGAAACCGAACAAUGAGGGGGACGGAUGAGCUACGCUGCACAGGCGGCGGCAGGUCGGGAAGUGAGCGGCCGAAAGCCGGCGCCCGGGGAGCCAGCGGCUGAACGGCAGUUAACCACAGGGAGCAGGGUCCUGCCAGGGAAGAAGAUCUGGGGGCAAGUUCCGAGAGAGCUGCUUCUUCAAACGGCGAGAAGCAGGGAGAAUAGAAGGAACGCUUAUGCUGGUACGUUAGUACUAACUGCUCGUACUGCCGGUGAGUCAGUACGGGAUCAGUGCGUGGCCGUUCCGGCGAGUGAAUCAGCAUUCGGCGGCACGACCCUGCGGAAGCGCCUCUGUAGCUCCUUCCCUGCCUUGCACUUGUACGUUUCAAUGGGUGCGAAGCCUACGGCACAGUGAAGAACUACUCUGCGUUGCCGCUGCUGGCGGCAGCGCUGCCGAGCCCCCGCGCACCGGCCCAACGCGCUGCCUGCCACCGCCGCACAGACAGCGCCCCGCCCCAGAGGCGGCAGAGCGGGGAAGGGGAGCCUCCCCGGUUCCCACCGCCCCCGCGCCCGGGCGGUGCAGCGAGAAGGGCGGCAGCGCCCUGCGGCGAACACGACGCCGGCGGCCUGCUGGGGCUGCCCCGCCCCAACGGCUGGCGAGGGGCGGCACCUCCGUGCGCCUGAGCUCAGCGCGUCGCGGGCACCGGCCGCCCUCCGCAGGCAGACCCGGCCCCACGCCGCCGGGCUUGGCCCGCCCCGGCCGCGGCGGCGCCUCCCCGUCCGUUCCUCACACACACGCACACAGAGACGCUUCCUGCGUGAGACCGGGCCCGGGUUGCUGGGACGGUGCCGUUUCCUCUUGCCGACUUGCAGCACAUCCUCUGGGAUUGUGGUUCCAAAAGUGUGAGCAGACACUUGGAGGACCUGAAACAGAAAGGGGAGGGAUCGUACCCAGAGCAGGCAAGCUGUCUAGUUUCAACCACUCGCUGGUUGUUUCCCACACAAACUCCUUCCUGUUCCAUCGAAAAGCCACAGACGUCACUGAAGCUGCUGGCAGGGAAAUGUGGGCAGGGAUCUCCUCUGGAGGCUUUGCUGGAAGCAGACAGGUCUGUCCUGUCUGCACAAACACUACCAAGCUGGAUUCCACAGUACACCUGAGGCCUCUGACUCUGCCGUGAUCCUGAGCCAUGCUUAGGGCUGCCUAUGAAAUCUGACCCGUUUCUAGUGAGUGGCCUCGCCAUGAGUUUGCACCGGCAGAUGGGCUCUGACCGGGACCUGCAGUCGUCAGCCUCCUCGGUGAGCUUGCCCUCGGUGAAGAAGGCCCCCAAGAAGAGAAGAAUUUCCCUGGGCUCUCUCUUCCGCAGGAAAAAGGACACUAAGCGCAAGUCGAGGGAGCUGAAUGGGGGUGUGGAUGGCAUUGCAAGCAUUGAGAGCAUCCACUCAGAGAUGUGCACGGACAAGAACUCCAUCUUCUCCACCUGCACCUCCUCCGACAACGGCACCGUCUCCAGCAGCAAGCCCAGCGGAGACUUCCUGGAGUGCCCUCUGUGCCUCCUGCGGCACGCCAAGGACAGGUUCCCCGAGAUCAUGACCUGCCACCACCGCUCCUGCGUGGACUGCCUGCGCCAGUACCUGCGUAUAGAGAUCUCAGAGAGCAGGGUGAACAUCAGCUGCCCGGAGUGCUCGGAGCGCUUCAACCCACACGACAUCCGCCUCAUCCUCAGCGACGACGUCCUGAUGGAGAAGUACGAGGAGUUCAUGCUGCGGCGCUGGCUGGUGGCCGACCCCGACUGCCGCUGGUGCCCCGCGCCAGACUGCGGGUAUGCUGUGAUUGCUUUUGGAUGUGCCAGCUGCCCCAAGCUUACGUGUGGACGAGAGGGCUGUGGAACUGAGUUCUGCUACCACUGUAAGCAGAUUUGGCAUCCAAACCAGACCUGCGAUGCUGCUCGCCAGGAGAGAGCUCAGAGUCUGCACCUGAGAACAAUUCGUUCUUCAUCCAUUAGCUACAGCCAGGAGUCUGGAGCAGCAGCUGAUGACAUCAAGCCGUGCCCACGCUGUGCUGCUUACAUCAUAAAAAUGAAUGAUGGAAGCUGCAAUCAUAUGACCUGUGCUGUCUGUGGCUGUGAAUUCUGCUGGCUGUGUAUGAAAGAGAUCUCAGAUUUACAUUAUUUAAGCCCAUCAGGUUGCACAUUUUGGGGAAAGAAACCCUGGAGCCGUAAGAAGAAAAUCCUCUGGCAACUAGGGACGCUUGUUGGAGCUCCUGUAGGAAUUGCCUUAAUAGCUGGCAUUGCUAUUCCUGCUAUGAUCAUUGGAAUUCCAGUCUACGUGGGACGCAAGAUCCACAACCGCUACGAAGGCAAAGACAUCUCCAAGCACAAGCGGAACCUGGCCAUAGCAGGCGGCGUCACCUUGUCUGUCAUUGUCUCCCCAGUCGUGGCUGCAGUAACUGUAGGCAUCGGCGUUCCCAUCAUGCUGGCCUACGUCUACGGCGUGGUGCCCAUCUCCCUGUGCCGCAGUGGGGGCUGCGGGGUCUCGGCGGGCAACGGCAAAGGCGUCAGGAUAGAGUUUGAUGAAAACGACAUCAACGUUGGAGGAACAAAUGCAGCUGUAGAUACCACUUCAGUCGCGGAGGCACGGCACAACCCUAGCAUAGGGGAGGGAAGUGUUGGAGGACUGACUGGCAGCUUGAGUGCAAGUGGCAGCCACAUGGACAGGAUCGGAGCCAUUCGGGACAACCUCAGCGAGACUGCCAGCACCAUGGCCCUGGCUGGGGCCAGCAUCACAGGGAGCCUCUCGGGGAGUGCAAUGGUUAACUGCUUCAACAGGCUGGAAGUCCAAGCAGAUGUGCAGAAGGAACGCUACAGUCUGAGUGGAGAAUCUGGCACAGUUAGUUUGGGAACAGUUAGUGACAAUGCCAGUACCAAAGCAAUGGCAGGAUCCAUUCUGAACUCCUACAUCCCUCUGGACAGGGAAGGCAACAGCAUGGAAGUGCAGGUGGACAUCGAGUCGAAGCCAGCCAAGUUCCGACACCACAGCGGCAGCAGCAGUGUGGAGGACGGCAGCGCUGCGGGCCGCGGCAGCGCCGGCUCCGGCUUGCCAGAGGGUAAGUCCAGCGCCACCAAGUGGUCCAAAGAAACAACAGCAGGGAAGAAAUGCAAAGGGAAGCUGCGGAAGAAGAGCAGCAUGAAGAUCAACGAGACCCGAGAGGACAUGGACGCCCAGCUGCUGGAGCAGCAAAGCACCAACUCCAGUGAGUUUGACUCCCCCUCUCUCAGUGACAGCAUUCCCUCGGUAGCAGACUCUCACUCGAGUCACUUCUCGGAGUUCAGCUGCUCGGAUAUGGAGAGCAUGAAAACCUCCUGCAGCCAUGGCUCCAGCGACUACCACGCGCGCUUUGCUGCAGUCAGCGCACUCCCGGAGGUGGAAAACGACCGCUUGGAGAACUCUCCACAGCCAAGUGGAGGGCCUGUGCCUGUCCCCACAGCCCCAAGUGCUGACGCUCCACAGCUGAGUUACAUUGCUGAGGAGAGUGUUCAUCUUGCAUCUUCCACAGAUGCAGGUUUAGGUGCUGGGGAAACACUGAAAGAAACAAACAACAACCAUUCACAACACCCUGUGGAACUGAGCAUUGCUGUUCAGACUGAAAUCUAAGCCUGUAAGUGCUGCAGAAAAGUAUUUACCACUAAAGAGCCCUGUCUGAGAGCUGGCUGAAGGACGUGUGGCUUCCCUAAGCUUAUGUGACCAGCAGAAGCAAGGGUUUGAUACAACUGCAUUUUAUAUCUACUUGUCUGGUAAGACAAAACACCUCAUGUGGAUCUGACCUGCGUGCAGAGACAGGAAGGCUUUAACCAAGUGCAUUACAGCAGUGCAGAUACGUCUUUGUUUUGUACUUUUGCCACAACUUUGCUUGAAAGCAUCUCCUUGGUGUAUUUAGAGAAACUGGCAAAUUCUUCAUAUGUUAAAUGCUGAAAAGGUUAAAAUGUCCUGCACUGUUCCUUUGGAGAAGAGGGGGUUGGGAUAAGUGGAUGUUAGCUGAGCAUUAGUGACUUCAAACCAUUCAUGUGUGAACUCACAUUUAAGGGAAGCAAAAGUUUUGCCGAGACCUAUACAAAGAGAUUGCAACAGUGAGUACUGGUAGUUGGUGAUGUUUGAUAUCUGGACACGCUCGAGUGCAUGUGGAAUGAGCUGUGGUGCUUCAGAUGGCUGUAGCCUGUCAGAAGCCUCUGUGUGUAUGCACACUGAGCAGGGUUAUGACAUUUUGCAUCAUCUUGAAAGAGAUUGGUUCUUAGUGCAACAGGGUGGAGUGGAGGAGUCACCUGUGACUUAUUCGUGCGACCAGCCGUGCAGCAGAUAAGGCCACUCUGGGUUGUGAGACCUGUGCAUGGGUAGCAUUGCAAAAAGGCAGCUGCAGUCACCUUCCAUUAGGGCGUCAGGAGGGUGCCCCAUCAAUUCUUGGUGCCUUUGCAGAGACUGGGUUUGAAGUGCCUGGUCACUUGAGGAUGUUCCUGUAAUGCUUCCAGAAGGUCCUCUUUGGCCACCUCGGAUCACAGAGGAGAGUUCUAGGGAAUCAAAUGACUGUGGUAGAUAAAUGUGUUCGUAUUAGCCUACCAAAGACUCACUCAGGCACUGGAGGAUGUGACAUCUCUGCCAGACAUGCACAGCGUCAGGCCCAGAAUCGGAGGCAGUGCAAUGACUGCCCGAGUGCAAAGAUGGGUUCCAAGUGUGCUGAGUUUUAGUUUUCCUUGUGCUCAGCUGUACAGAUUCCAUAUGCAAAAGCUGAGCACAGCAGCAGCUGGCCAAAGCCCCUGCACUGUUAACAUUUUUUUUUGCUAUGUAAUUCACUAAAGUGGAAAACAAAAAGCAACCCCUGGUGACUAUCAGCAUAGCAGGUAGCAGUGUUCUGUCUCGUGUUUCAUGUAUUGCCAUUAUGGUGCUACUGGGAGUUGGGUUGGAUGAGAAGAAAAGGCCAUGAGCUGCAGUGCUGCCCCACGACUCCUCACCAGUUUCAGUGGUGUGCUGACAACACUAGUGCCAGUUCUGUUCUCGGGGCAUGCUGGGGGCAGUGUUUGUAAUUUGCUCCACACCCUGCCUGUAAACUGCAUAUCUGAAAUAAAUGUCCAAGUACUGA
This is a messenger RNA of Pogoniulus pusillus (Red-fronted tinkerbird), 5463 nucleotides long. It is a transcript of the gene RNF19A, whose product is annotated as ring finger protein 19A, RBR E3 ubiquitin protein ligase. Gene Ontology annotation, cellular component: ubiquitin ligase complex; cytoplasm. Gene Ontology annotation, molecular function: ubiquitin protein ligase activity; ubiquitin conjugating enzyme binding; zinc ion binding. Bases 1539 to 3986 code for a protein of 815 amino acids. NCBI's taxonomy places the organism in Eukaryota, Metazoa, Chordata, Aves, Piciformes, Lybiidae. The transcript is spliced from 11 exons. Gene Ontology annotation, biological process: protein polyubiquitination; positive regulation of proteasomal ubiquitin-dependent protein catabolic process; ubiquitin-dependent protein catabolic process. The record is from RefSeq and is a predicted model, not a curated record.